ACAUCCCACAGACAUGCUAGCUCUGAAGUUUGCCCAUGAUGGAUUCUUCUACUUGGGUGAACAGACUGAUGAGAGACUCAGUGGCCAGAGUUCUGCCACACUGGAAACCACAGAUGCCGCUCUACAGGCAGGGUUGUAUUCCUUCGGGCUUCUCGAGACUCAUUUCAGCGACAAAGCUGAAAGAGUUGCCAAAGAGGGUCUGUCUCUGACCCCUGAGGACAGCUGGAGCGUCCACUCUGUGGCUCACGUCCAUGAAAUGAAGGCAGAGGUGGACAAGGGACUGAAGUUCAUGACCUCUACAGAGAAAGACUGGAGGGUCAGUCUCAGAUAGAUUCUAUACAACAUACAGCGGGCUCCAAAAAAUCUAAGACUA
Messenger RNA from Myxocyprinus asiaticus (Chinese sucker), 373 nucleotides. RefSeq names its product tetratricopeptide repeat protein 38-like. The record is from RefSeq and is a predicted model, not a curated record. The transcript has 3 exons. The coding region runs from base 14 to 331 and encodes 105 amino acids. Lineage: Eukaryota; Metazoa; Chordata; Actinopteri; Cypriniformes; Catostomidae.